GCCACGGUGUCCUUAACUGUCGUGUUCCUGCGACAUUGCGGAGCAGAGUCGUGGUGAGCGGUUCGGUUCCUUCGUUUCCUUUCGUCCGUUGGAACCUUUGACCGGGCAGAACCCAGUUCAGGGACGUCUCGACCGUGUUCUCGCAGUGUUCCCUGUGUCUCCCUCUUUCUCUCACUCUUUCGAGACUGUUCCUCUCAGGACUUCGAAAGGAUCUGGCGACACCGGUUGCAAGGUUAGGUUCGCGACUGUCACGUCCGCGUGUUCUCGACCAAGACUCGUAGCUUUCGCGAAGUGUUUAACCCGUUCAUGUACCAUAGUGAAAACAGUGAUCGACGGCGUGUUGUUCGCGAGUGCUGAAAGUCUUCGAUUGAAGAGGAACGCGUGCUACGCCGAGCCUCGACGUGCCCGUUUCGGAGCUGAUCUCGGGCGCCUACCACGCCUGGAAUCUCUCGGGAUCAAGGAUCAAAAUCGACGUCGUGGCGAUUACACACGGAGGUUCCUACUCCAGCAUCCAUAACAGAUCGUCCAACUUUGGGCUCAAGAACCGAAAGCGGCAUCGUCCCCAGGAAAAGGUCGUCGUUCGACCGUGACAGAGGCGAAAUCUCGGGGAAAUUUGUAAAAGCGGGAGUAGCAGCGACAUAAAUCGAAUUAAGGCGUCAAGACGGUGCACGCGUCCGAGCGAGUUUUUCCCGGAUGGCAUCCCGGUGCUCGUUUUCCGCGGCCCAGCGUCGCCCGUCUCUCCCAGCAGCUUCACCGAGCAUAUCGAGUGAAUCGCGAUAAAGCACCCUCGACACGUCUCGUCGUCGGACAAAAGGGCUACACAGACGCAGCUUGAAUUGCCCCGGACUGGUUCCCGUCUCGUCCCAACCUCUAUUUUUCUAUCCUCCCCUGUUCUGUUACUCUAUAUCCCUCCAUACAACUCCCCGCGAGGAAGAAAAAUCGAAAUCGAAGUUCAACGCGUCCGACGAUCGACUCUCUGAUCGGAGGGAACGAUCGCCUGAGGAUUCUUCGAGGCAAGAUCGUGUGAACACCGACGAGUCCCAUGAAGUCCACGGACGACGCUAAAGUUGGGGAGCGAUCGGCGCCAGUGAACAUCGACUCGAGAUCGAGCAGCUGCGGCUGGUGCUCCAGGUGAAUCGAGACCGGAAGACAGACACUGAUAGGGGAAUACCGCUGUUGGAUCAUGUACAAGAUCCUUCGACGCGGCUCCAGCCGCGUGUUCGUCGCCUGCGUGGUCGUCCUGAUGCUCCUGUUGUGCCUGUACUACGUCAACCAGGCGCAGGCACCAUCCACCGGACCCUCUGCAGGGAUUCUGAACGAUGAGCUAAGGUACCAAGACCGGGGACCAACUUCGAUCACUCCCGAUUACGUGGAAUCACCGGACGCCAAGGUCUCUUUGGACACCUGCCCCAUCAUCGUGCCCAGGAACGUGGACAUAGACACCCAGCAGGAGUUCGAGAAGUUCAACUUCCAGCCAUCGUGGAUGAGAAGCAAGGAAUACUGGGACGAGAGUUUCGAGGCCAGAUACGCAGAGCUCAGAAAGGAUCCAACGAGGCCGCCAUUGAAGGUGAUCCUGGUCCCCCACAGUCACACGGAUCCAGGAUGGCUGAAGACGUUCGAACAGUAUUUCCACAGCUCUACUAGGAGCAUCCUGAACAACAUGGUCUCGAAGCUGCAGCAAUGGCCGAAUAUGACCUUCAUCUGGAGCGAAGUGUCUUUCUUAUCGCUUUGGUGGGAGAGUGCUCAUCCCACCAAAAAAAUGGUCGUGAAGAGGUUGGUGAAAGACGGCAGACUGGAGAUGACCACGGGAGGCUGGGUAAUGACCGACGAAGCUACUUCGCACAUCUACGCCAUGUUGGAUCAACUUAUAGAAGGUCACCAGUGGUUGAAGGCGAACCUGGACGUGAUCCCGGAGUCGGGCUGGUCGGUGGACCCGUUCGGUCACGGUGGCACCAUUCCGUACUUCCUGAAGGCGUCCGGCGCUUCCGGUACCGUGAUCCAACGGAUCCACUACGCGUGGAAACAGUGGUUCGCCAAGAAACAAUAUGGCGACUUCAUCUGGCUGCAUCCCUGGGAUCAAACCGGGGAGGCGGACAUGCUGACCCACAAUCAGCCGUUCGACAUCUACAACAUUAAACACUCCUGCGGCCCUCAUCCUCAUGUCUGCCUGAACUUCGACUUCCGAAAGAUACGGGGAGAGUACACCGAGUACUCGGUACGGGCGGUUGAGAUUACGCCGAACAACGUCAAGCCAAUGGCCGAGUUGCUUUUGGAACAAUACUCACGGACGGGAUCCUUGUUCACGCAUAAUGUCGUGCUGAUGCCACUGGGCGACGACUUCAGGUACGACCACGCGGUGGAAUGGGACCAACAGUACACGAACUACAAGAUUUUGAUGGACUACAUAAAUAGCCGGAAGGACGAGUACAACGCCGAAAUAGUGUUCGGGACGCCGAAAGAUUACUUCCGCGAGAUCCGAAAACGCGUGGAGAGCUUCCCGACCCUGAAAGGCGACUUCUUCGUCUACUCGGACAUCUUCAGCGAGGGCAGGCCGGCUUACUGGAGUGGCUACUUUACCACGAGGCCGUACAUGAAGAUCCUGGACCGCGAGUUGGAGGCGAACCUCCGAUCGGCGGAGAUCCUCUACACCAUCGCACUGAACGUCGCCAAACAGUCGGGGAAGGAUUUCAUGCUCUACGAGACGUAUUUCGAGAAGCUGGUCAAGGCUAGACGGAAUCUGGGCCUGUUCCAGCACCACGACGCGAUCACCGGCACCUCGAAAUCCUUCGUGAUGAAGGACUACGCGUUGAAGCUGUUCGAAUCCAUCUCGGACACGACCAGCCUACAGAGCUUCGCCAUUCAAUCGUUGGCUGGAACGACCAGCAAACCGAACUCGGUGUACGUAUUGGCGGAGUCCGACAGGGACAGCUACGAGAAGCUACCGAAGAAGAUACCGAUCGGCAUUAACGACCAGGAGACGAAGAAGGUAGUUCUGUUCAAUCCUCUAGCUCAACCUAGACAGGAAGUGAUCAGUCUGAAGGUCACUUCUUACAGAAUCAGAGUCCUGGACCCGCACAAGAACCCCAUCCCUUAUCAGAUCGCGCCGGUGAUGAACGCCACGAGCAUCACGCACGACGUCUACGUAUUGUUGUUCCUGGUUGAGCUGAAACCUCUGGCCAUCGUCACCUAUCAUCUUCAACAGAUCGACAAGGUACCCAUGGAGGCGAUCUCGACGGUCUACUGCAGCAGAUGCGGUAAAGACAACGUGUUCCCCAUAAAACCGAUGCAAGUGGGCGACGUGCAGCUGGAGAACCAACGUAUGAAGCUUCUGUUCGACGGACAGACGGGAUUCCUGAAGCGGGUGACCAAGAAGGCGACCGGAAAGGUCAUGCAGUGCGCGAUCCAGUUCGCGGCGUACACGUCGGCGCAGUUCCACAGUGGGGCGUACCUGUUUAUGCCCGACCCGAACCUCCGUGACACCGACAAGGAUGUUCUCGAGGCGUACACGCCUCACCAGAAGAUCUACAUCGUCAGCGGGGUCCUCAGCUCGCGGUUGACCGUCGAGUACGGAAGACUGCUGACGCACCACGUGUCCAUUUAUCACCGGGACGGCGGUCUGGGCGAGGCGAUCUGCCUGAGGAACAUUGUGGACUUCGAGACACCGCCGAAGAACCGCGAGACAGAGAUGUUCAUGCGUUUGCAAACCGACAUACUGAACGGCGAUCCUCCAGAGUUCUACACGGACCUGAACGGCCACCAAAUGAUCAAGAGAACGAAAAUAGAGAGGAUAGGAAUUGAGGGUAACUACUUUCCCAUCACCACAAUGGCCUACAUCGAGGAUACGAAUCACAGGCUAACCUUGCUGGUGAACCACUGUCAAGGAGCCGCCAGCUACCAGCCAGGAUGGCUGGAAGUGAUGCUGGACAGGAGAACCCUGUACGACGAUUCGCGAGGAAUGGGCGAGGGUCUGCUUGACAAUCGAAGGACCGUGAUAAAACACUGGAUGCUAUUGGAGGACAUCGUGGGGGAGAAGGACAAGCAUUCGAAACCGUCUCUAUUCGCUAAUCACUUGAGCAACGCGCUUAAUUAUCCCGUGAACAUCUUCGUGGUGGACGGGGCGGACUCUGAUAUCGUAAUGGCGCCGGAGAUCCGGCUGCUCAGUCAGAGUUUCCCGUGCGACGUUCAUCUGCUCAACCUGAGGACCAAUCACGAUCAGAAACUACCAAACUUCCCGGUGAACAGCGCGCUGAUGGUGCUUCACAGACAAGGUUACAGUUGCUCCGUGGGCGUGGACGUGGCCAUGAAACACUGCCCGCUGACGGAGAAGAUACCACAGGGGACGUUCUUCUUCAAGCUGGCCAAGCUGAACAUCACCAAAACCUCCCUGACGGGCACCAAGACGAAGCAUCGGCUCAAGGACGGCCUCCAGGAGGUCAGUCUGCAGCCAAUGGAGCUGGAGACGUUCAACGUGAACUUCGUCCAAUGAUCUUAAGCCUUGUUCUCGGGGGCGAACGACGCCACCGGGAAACGCUCAGUCUUCGGCGAGGUCGACGCCCGAGUUCCGGAAGCGUUUGUUUUUUAUCUUCGAAAUGUCACUGCCUGUCCGCUUACUUUUCGGCAGACGCUAUCUCCUCGGAUCUGCGUUCUUUGGGUUGUUUUUAUGUUUUAUCUCUCUUCCUAUUCGAUAACUACCAGUGUAAAUACUUGACGCGCGUCACGGCGGUGAAAUUAAUUAACCGGGACGAACGUCCUGCGCCAGUGUACAUAUACCAGGCUACUGUACUGUAUUCCCUCGAUCCUUUUUAGUUGAGUUUCCCUAGACGUGGACAACGACGGGAGGAAGAGGGAGUCCGGGAAAGAGAAGAAAUUAUAAUCUGAAAUUCGCUGGUCUUCUCGGGGUUCCGUACAUCGGCUUUAGAAAAUUGUAGGGACUCGACACGUUUUUGCUCGGGCUCUUGGGGCCCCGUUUCCGCGAUCAGAACUAAUGCACCGCGUCUAAGUGUCAAUUUUUUUCAUUCCCCGAAGCACCCGAUUUAGCUGACCCGUCGACGGAGAUCAGGCACCAAGAGUCGGCUCAAACAGAUGCAAUCAAACGAUCUAAGUGCAUUACAGUCUUCUAAUCUGUAUAGAGGUAGGGAUUUUAAUUUCGAGAAUACGUGUUUCGUUUAAUUCGGUCGCGCGAAUGUUUCCUUUGUUUCUAAAUAACGUGGGGAAAUGUUUUGAAAAGUUUCUUUUCUAUUUCUGUUCUGUGUAUGAGAGAAUCUUGGCUUUCUUAAACGUCCGCCAUGUUUAAAAUCGUUUAAUUCGAAAACUAUCAACGGUUAAAGUUAAAAUUAAGCGUCGAGGCGCUUCCUUUUUCGAUUUUGUCACUAUCUAGAAAAUAGCUCUUACCAGUUUUAUGGGAUAAACUUAACGCAAGAUACGUAUCAUAGAAAAAUUAGACUUCGUCAAACUCGUAUUUCUGCACGCAUUUAACAAAAGGGGAACCAUUCAAGAUGGCCUAGUUAAAUAAAUCAUUCUGUCGACUAUACAUAGAUACAUAUGUGUAUAUACAUACAUAUAGAUAAAUAUUGUUGCGAACACAAAUCGAGAUCAAAGUUCGACGAUGUUGGAUUACCCUUUCUGUUCAUAAAAGUCUCGCAACAAUAUAUUAUAUUUGUACAUAUCACUGUAUCUUAGACCGUGUAUUGUGAUAGGAAGAUAUAAUGUAAAUGAUAUACACCUAUUUUCAUAUGUGAAACAUUUUAUCGAAGACUCUCUCUUCCCCCAGAAAAAUGGAUGGAACGAAAUUCACUAGCGUUUGCUGGUGAUUUUUUUUCAACGCUCUUCCAAUUCUAGCGGGGACACGAUUCAGUUGAACCGAGGCCGGCUGGAAAGUACCUAUUUUUUACUUUUGCUAAGCGUAUCCGGCGGAAGAGGCGAAAAAAUUCAAUCAAGCGUCCGCUGUACGACAGACUCGUGUAAAUAUAGAUUAAUUAGCGGGACGGGGAGGGUGAGAACACGUCGUACGGUUUCCACGCGAGGUGAGCGUCGCGUUUACAGAAUCAGAGGAGUAUGUGCGUUGACGUUUCGUCGUAUGCCGUACUUUUUGGUCAUCGAAGCGAACAGGAUAUUUCUAUUUUUUCUUAACAUGAUUUACGGACAAGUCCUCCUAAGGGACGCAACCCUUUUACCAUUCUAUUUUAACCUUUUUUAGUAAUAGAAAAAAUACUAGGUAAGUUCCAAAAGUAUUUCUAUUUUUUCCUGUAGUGUUCUUUUCUAAAAAUGUCCCUGAGGGGGUAUAGCAACUCUUGAAACUUUGGAUUAUCUUUUGAUAAAAAGCGAACAAGUCCUGUUAACGGAUGCAAUCCUUUUAUCUCUUUAUUUUAACUUAGUUAAAAGUUAUUUUAGUUAUUUUUACUAGUAGAGAAAGGGGAAGACUCCUGAAACUUUGGGUUAUUUUGUGAUAAAAAGCAAGUUCGAUGAAAAAAAUCGAUCUUGAACCCUCUAAAAAUAAUUUCUCUUUCAAGUUUAGUCGGUUUUAAAUAUUUAGAGAAAGAACGACCAUUUAAAUGGAAGUAUAGUCGCGUUGCUAUCGUUCCUAGUCUAUCGUCCGUUUUCGAGUACGCUCGAACUUCAACUUGACCGGUAUUUCCGUUGAAAUGUGAGAGUGUGAAUGUGAGAGAAUUUUCGUAAGAUGAUCUUGAUGUCGACGGGAGGAAAAGAACCACGAACGCGGCUCGGUGCAUUUAUAAAUAAGCCCCUCAAGCUUAUUAAGUUUCUCGUUUUUCGAUCCCGGAGACUCCGGAGUAAUUUUUAAUGAUGUAAACAAGGAGGUCGUCGCUCGAGACGAAGAGCCAGAGAGAAAUGGAAGAAGUCGCACAGAUCUUGACCGAAGACAAAUGCAGGAUUUGUUGUCGGGCCAAAAAAGGCUAUUUUUCUAGGGCUGUCCCUGAUGCGUAUUUGGGGGAUUACGUUGUCCGAAAUGAGAGCAGAAUUCAACACGUUGCAAACAACGAAAUAACGUUCCAGUUUCUUUUAAAUUAUAGCCCACCAUGCGUGCCCCUUUUUAACUUUAUAUUUUUAUCUUUGCUUUUUAUCUUGACGCUGGACUAUCGAUCGACCUUUUUUGAGGGUGUUUCGGUAAACUAUUCGAAGACAGGAAAACGUAAAAAAGAAAUGAAAUUGCAUUAUUUACAAUUUUUUUCGAAAUCUAUAUUUGAAAUGUUUAUACAUACUUUCUUUUAUUUUAUAACGAAUUAGACUUUUGUAACAGCGUUUUGUCCGGUCGACAGAGAUAACCUGUCCCUUCGAAUGGCCAAAACCAAGGAAAAUGAUCGUCAUCUUGAAGUAGUAUAUGGUUCACGAUCGCGUGACCGAUUCGCGGAGGAACGAGAACACCGAAACGAUCGCCGGAAAUCUAUGACUGUCCUUGUAACGAUAUUGUACCAUACUAUGUGUUUGUGCUGUCUCUAGAGAAGAAAGAUCUAUAUUAAAAGAUGGUAUAUGUAUACACGUGUACAUUCACACAGCUGUACGUGCGUGUACGCGUAUAUAGAGAUCUAUUUACAAGAGAUCGCUGAAAACGGUUCGCAACAGUUUUUUUUUUUUGCGACCGGUUUUAGCGACGCACAACAAUUACACGCCAAUACACAC
Molecule: messenger RNA, 7635 nt
Organism: Colletes gigas
Lineage: Eukaryota; Metazoa; Arthropoda; Insecta; Hymenoptera; Colletidae
Gene: alpha-Man-IIb
Product: alpha-mannosidase 2
Exons: 9
Coding region: 1184-4486 (1100 amino acids)
Biological process (GO): N-glycan processing; protein deglycosylation; mannose metabolic process
Cellular component (GO): Golgi membrane
Molecular function (GO): carbohydrate binding; alpha-mannosidase activity
Source: RefSeq, a predicted model, not a curated record